AUGCUCCCAUUCUGGGUGGUAUGCGAGAUAUUCUAUGGUCGGUUGCCCACGCCGUUACUUCAGGAGCUCAGUGAUCUUGCCCCGCUGCGAGAGCGCAUAUUCCGAUAUGUCAUCCAGGGUGGGAUAAUGCGCUUUUCCUUGUCCCAAUGGCUUCCUACCCAAGCCAAUGCCGAGCUACGAGAAUUUCAAAGUCGGUGGAGUGCCUUCAACAAUGCGGCCUGGGCCCACGCCCUGGAGCAAAGUCCAUCUGCUCCUAUUGUCCAGCUAUACGAGGCCACAAUGCGCGGGGACAUGACAAAGGAUGAAUUGCUGCAGACGCUCGACGAGUCUAUGUAUGCGAACCUCGACGUCACCACUGGUGGUCUAUCGUGGAAUUUUGUCUUCUUAGCCGCUCACCCAGAUGUCCAGAAGCGAGUGUGUUCCGAGGUACAAACCGCCGUGCAGGAAAAUCGAUUGCACUCUUAUCUGCUGAGUGAGAGCACAUAUCUUGCAGCGUGUGUGCUCGAGUCCAGUCGACUGAAACCCCUCGCCGCCUUCAGUGUGCCUCAAGCGGCACCGUCCGAUCGCGAAGUAGAUGGUUACAUUAUUCCCAGAGGCACCAAUUACGUUGUUGAUGCCUAUGCUCUGAAUAUCCAGAGCGAUACGUGGGCCCCGGACAACGCUGCAUAUAGACCCGAUAGGUUUCUGGGUCGUCGCAACACGGACCUGCGAUACCGCUUUUGGCGGUUCGGGUUCGGCCCGCGGCAGUGCAUGGGCAAGUAUGUUGCAGAUCUUAUCAUUCGGCAGACUAUGGCACAUCUGGUACUGAACUACGAGCUCGGCUGGCAGAAGAAGGAGGAUUGGAGCCGCAACCAGGAGAGCUGGAUAACGCACCCUGAUUUUCUGCUACGGUGCGUAAAGAAGGCUGUGUAA
Messenger RNA from Phaeoacremonium minimum UCRPA7, 912 nucleotides. Its product is annotated as putative cytochrome p450 oxidoreductase protein. The record is from RefSeq and is a predicted model, not a curated record. Lineage: Eukaryota; Fungi; Ascomycota; Sordariomycetes; Togniniales; Togniniaceae. Bases 1 to 912 code for a protein of 303 amino acids. The transcript has a single exon. Gene Ontology annotation, molecular function: monooxygenase activity; iron ion binding; oxidoreductase activity, acting on paired donors, with incorporation or reduction of molecular oxygen.